AUGGCGUCGCCGCUGACCUCCGCCGACGACGAGGCCCUCAUCGAGGAGAUUCUCGCGCGGCUCACCCUGCGCGAGAAGCUGGGCCAGAUGAUGCAGCCCGACUGGCGCACGUUCCGGUCGGCGCCGAAGCUGUCCGAGGCAGGCGCCGCCGUCCUCCCCGCGUGGGCCGGGUCGGCGGUGAAGCGCGCGCUCAACGCGCCUCUGACCGACGAGCAGUGCGACCGCUCCGUGGGCAGGCAUUGCCUCGGCUCCGUCCUCGGAGGCGGGGGCGCAUGCCCGACGCCAAAUGAGCCCUUGGCGUGGCAGGCUCAGGCCGCUGCCAUGCAGCGCGCGGCGCUGCGCGCGUCGUCGGGCUUGCCGCUGCUCGUCUGCAACGACUCCGCGAACCUUCGCGACGCGACCCUGUUCCCGCACCACAUCGGGCAGGGCUGCAUGCGGGACGAGGGCUUGGUGGAGGAGCUCGGCGCGCUCGCGGCGCGCGAGUCGGCCGCGUGCGGCAUCAACUGGAUCUUCUCGCCGUGCGCCGCGGUCGCUCUCGACUUGCGCUGGGGCAGGACCUAUGAGAGCUUCUCCGAAGACCCCGCACUGUGCGGCCGGCUCAGCGCGGCGGAGGUGCGCGGCAUCCAGCGGUGCGGCCUGCCGAUGGCGGCGUGCGCAAAGCACUGGGUCGCCGACGGCGGCACCGCGCUGGGCACGGGCAAGUUCGACAUGGGAGGGAUCGGCAAGGCGGCGGUCAAGUCGUUUGGCCUGGACCAGGGCAACGCCGACUGCGACGACGCGGAGCUGCGCGCCACACACGUCGCUCCGUACCUGCCGGCGCUGGCCGAGGGGGUGCUGACGGUGAUGGUGUCGUACUCGUCGCUCAACGGCGUCAAGUGCCACGCGAGCCGCGCACUCGUCACCGGCCUUCUCAAGGAGGAGCUCGGCUUCCGAGGCGUCGUCGGGUCGGAGGAGCGGCUUUUUGGCGACCUGACGUGGCGGAGGCAGCUCGAGGAGCUCGAGGCGGCGGUGGGGCGGGGCGACGUGCCGGCCGAGCGUGUGGACGACGCGGUGAGGCGCGUGCUGCGUGUCAAGGUCGCCUGCGGCCUGCUGCGCCGCGCCGCCGCCUCGACUCCAGCCGGAGGCGACGCUGCCGCCGCCGCCUCGCGCUGUCCGCUGUUUGACGCGGCCGUGCCUCCGAUGGGCGAUGCGGCUUGCGUCGGCUGCGAGGCGCACCGCGCGGCUGCGAGGCGCGCGGUGGCCAAGUCUUGCGUGCUGCUGGUCAACGAGGGCGGGCUCCUCCCGCUGCCGGCCGGAGAGGGAGGCCGGCCCGCCGCGGAGCUGCUGGUCACAGGCAUCGCCGCCGACAGCCUCGGCCGCCAGUGCGGUGGCUGGUCGCUCGAGUGGCAGGGCUGCGAGGGCAACGCCUUCACCACGGGCACCACCAUCGCCGACGCCAUCCGCGCCGUCCAGCCGGGUGCCAGGCUCGCGCCCUCGGCCGGCGCCGCCUCACGGCCUGUGGCGGUGGUGGUGACGGGCGAGGCGCCGUACGCAGAGGGGUUUGGCGACGUCGAGGAGCUUCGGCUGCCGCCCGCAGACGUUCGCGCCGCCGUCGCCCUCGCUGACGCCGGGUGGGCCGUGGUGCUGCUGCUCGUGACGGGCCGGCCGCUCCUCCUUCCGCCGCCGCUCCUCUCCCGCGUCGCCGCCGUUCUCGUCGCGUGGCUGCCCGGCACCGAGGGCGACGGGGUGGCAGACGUGCUCUUCGGCAGGGCGCCAGCCACGGGGCGGCUCUCCUUCUCGUGGCCGCACGCGAUGGACCAGGCUGCGGCCGCGGCGCGGCUAAAGGGGCCCCUCUUUCCGUUUGGGCACGGGCUGCAGACCAGGGCGGUGGGUUGA
Emiliania huxleyi CCMP1516 is the source of this 1875-nucleotide messenger RNA. RefSeq lists its product as hypothetical. Gene Ontology annotation, molecular function: beta-glucosidase activity. The transcript has 6 exons. Gene Ontology annotation, biological process: glucan catabolic process. The record is from RefSeq and is a predicted model, not a curated record. The coding region runs from base 1 to 1875 and encodes 624 amino acids. NCBI's taxonomy places the organism in Eukaryota, Haptophyta, Isochrysidales, Noelaerhabdaceae.